Acanthaster planci (crown-of-thorns starfish) is the source of this 4164-nucleotide messenger RNA. RefSeq lists its product as uncharacterized. Gene Ontology annotation, molecular function: ubiquitin protein ligase activity. The record is from RefSeq and is a predicted model, not a curated record. NCBI's taxonomy places the organism in Eukaryota, Metazoa, Echinodermata, Asteroidea, Valvatida, Acanthasteridae. Gene Ontology annotation, biological process: ubiquitin-dependent protein catabolic process; protein ubiquitination.
UUACAUGUGCGUAUUCCACAUUGUGUAGAGAUCAGUGAUUGAUUCCCAUACGGUUGGGUGCCAUGUAUGGAAGUUAUCUUGUAGUUUUGAGUGAGGGCCUGGUGUGUUUUGCUGCCUUCUUGGUUUUCAUGCUAAUGAUGAGUAUUUCACUAUUCAUGAGCAAAACGGUGUCAUCCCAGGAGGAAAGCCUAAAUGUUACACUAGUCUGUAUGCAAAAAGUCCAGCUUUUUGUAGAUUUUGCUUGACUGAAUUUUCUCUCUGAUGAUUCAUUGUUGUUCAUGUGCAAAGCAGUAAGUAAGCACCAAUGCUUUUCUCGGAAAUGUUUUCAGUAGCUGCGAUGAACAGAUCAGGCCAGUGCUCCUGAGGAACACGGGUAGUUAAACAGCCAAGGGUAAAACGGACUACUAAACAUGAAGUCCAGCUGAAUGAUUCCAAUCUCCAAAUAUACAGUAGCCAACUGAAGCAAGCAGUUUCUUAUCAUUUACGUCAGUGAUCUGAUAAGUUGAUUGAAAUUAGAACUUUCGUCAAACGAGACGUUAAACAGCACAUGUAUAAGCUUCACUGAAUGAUUUACCUCAACUUUCGUCAGGUCGUUGGACGUAGCAAGUAUUCAGCGUCAUCCAGGUACAUGUACAAUGCACCUCUGUGGUUGGCUUGAGUCUCAUGUAGACAGACAAGUUGAUGUACGGAUAACAAAUUUCCCUGCGAUAAGUAAAAGGCAUAAACAGCCACAGCUGACCUCUGAAGUGUAAUCUUUCUUUCUUGCAAUGCACAGUGAAGGUACAUGCAUAUGCGUUUGUAAGUUAUAUGCUCGGUUCAUUAGUCCACAAGUGAUACAGAAGACACGAAUGUGAGGCAUCAUGGCAUUGUCCGAUGUAAUUGCAAGUAUUUCCCACUGGGUGAGCAAUGUUCUUUGGCUGUGCAGUCAGCCUUUAUAUUUGGUCCAGGACAUCUAUGAAACAAACUAUGAAGUCAUGUCUGCAGUGUUCUCGACCAUCUAUUACUGUUUGCUGUACACAGCAAAAGCCGGGCAGUUGUUGAUGUUUGGGGUUCUCUCAGUGGUUGAGACAAUCAUAGAUCUACUUGGCAACUUACAAUAUGUCAUCCGUGUCAGCGUGUCUGGGCUUAUUACGGUCUUCAAGUUUGGGGUUCAAAUGUCACUGGUCAUUUUCCAAACGACAGUGAAUUAUGGGCUGUGGAUCAUAAGCAAAGUGUGGUACGGUGCCGUUUGGUCUUACACUUCAUUGGGUUAUUGCAUUAGUGUGGUCGUCGAUGCUGUAGUGGCAGUUCUUCCAACAUUGGUAGAAUUUCAGAAAGGUACAGGUGCACUUCUUCAUUAUGUUGUGGUGUCAUUCGGGCAUUUCCUAACAAUGGCAGUGCUGACAGUGUCUGGUACAUUGGCUUGGACCCUCUCUUCUGCACUGACUUGGAUGGUAGGAGCGCUGACUGCCGUUUGUCGCUCAAUUCUCCAGUGGUUUGAUGAUUUGUGGGAGAUGAUGACCUGUGCUGAAAUCUCACUUGCAACUGCCCGGGCUUACUCCACCAGAAAGUUUGAAGAACUGUAUUUUGGGGUGUUAGAGGCUAGCAGUAAUGCAUUUGGCUCAUUUGUUAGUCAUCUAUUUGUCUUUCUGUCUACAGUGUCCUAUAUCAUGCUUUUUGCUGUUUGUUGUCUUGUUCUCGUCCUGGUCCCCAUGAAGUUUUACGGCCUGUACAUGAAUGCCUUGAGCUCAGCCCAUACAAUGGUGAGACUGUUACACCAAGCAUUGUUUGGCAGUGAGCACGCCGGACAACAGAAUCGAGAGCACAGGCCACCGCAAGUCACACGAAACGUAGAACAGCAACUUCCUGCAGAGGGGGAUGCAUCUGACACAGACGGUGACAAUUCACUCUUGAGUAGCAUACGACCAAGACGUGUAGCCCCUGCGGCGCCACCACAGCACACACCACCAGCGAAUCCCCAGCAAGUCCCACAAUCAUCAGGGGGCAGCUCAGCAGCCAACCGGCCAGGACCAUCUGGGAAGCAUGCCCAGCAAAUCAGGCCAACACCUCCCUCAGCACCAAGCCUAUCUGCCCCCAAGUCCAACAAGGCCAGCCUGGCCAGGCAACUUGAGGAGGAGCGAGACCGUCAGCUGUGCGUGGUCUGUCAGGACAAUGGCAAGAACAUCCUGAUCCUGCCCUGCAAGCAUCUGUGCGUCUGCCUAGAGUGCGUGGAGGAGAUAACUGGGCAGCAAAGGCGAGAUGCAAGGAAGUGUCCCCUCUGUCGACAGGCCAUCAGAAGUUACCUCGAAGUGUAUACCUGAAAUACUAGUCUUUGUGCAAGACGGUUCUGUUUGUAAUGGACUUUAACUCACCGCAGCCAGAUGGUGUAGUCCGCCCCAAGCUGAAGUGCACCCCCAAUCAGCGAAAGAAAGACAGGUGGUUACAAGCGGGUUCUUGCACGCAUUCUGCGUGUACGCAAAGACCAUACAUGCAGGACGAAAUUAGUUGUGCAUACUCGGCGUGUUUUGCGUCAAACGUGUAUAUUUUUGUGCUUCAUGGCAUGCCUAUGCAGUGAGUACCAAAAACACGCUCUCUUUUGUUCUGCUCGGAGCGGAUAAUCACCCUCAAACUACAAUGUACUAUCACAAACUGCUAUUUGGUAAUGGUUCAUGAGUGAAUGAUUGUGGUUUGUGUGUGAUAGUUGUCUGUGAGACAGUGCCAUCUUUCAGCAAUGAAUUAUGGUCCAUAACAAACAAAUUUUCAACAACUGGAUAAUUUUAAGCAGUAGCUGAAGUUUCAGUGAAAGGUGUUUUUUUUUUAAAAGCAACUUUAGUUUUUAUGUAGUGCAAAAUACAUUUUUUUCUCACCUGUUGCUUGGGGUCAUGGCCAAAGUGUGUAAAUAUUUACCAUUUAGCAACAAUGACCACUGACAGCUGAAACCAUGCUUCAAGACAAAUGAAAUAAAUGUUCGACGCCGGUGCUUAACACUUAGAGCCACUUCUGUACAUGUAUAUUGCAUAGAUUUUAGGAUCCCAUUUUGGGUAUAUGUAGGAAAGGAGCAAGACCUGUACCCAGGGUUGAACAUGGGAUUGAACCUGUGACUUUACAAGUGGUACUCCCAAAACCACCACGUAGAAAUUCACAAAUUUGGCCAGUGCAUCAUCUGGGCCCAGGGCGGAUCCAGCUUCAGUAAAGUACAGAAUACACAGUGGAACACUUCGCCCCCUGGAACACACAGGGGCAGGGGCUUUGGCCUCCUUGUGUCCUUUUGUAUACGUGUAAUUUAAUGAAGUCAGCCAGCGUAGGCUGGAUGAUCGAGUCUGUACAGCAGUACAACAGCAGAGCACCAGCAUGCUAUUGCAGAUAAUUCAGGCUCACGUUAAUUUUCUGACAAAUUGGGUGUGCUGAUUUUGUCUUUCCCUUCAAAAGGAGCUGUGAGGAUUGCCCAAUAAAAAUUCCUGGACUGUUUGUCAAGAGUUGCACUUGCCAAAUUUCCCCCCCCCCUUUUGUCUAAUGGCAAUGUGGAGGUUAUGCACGGCAGCCAUCUUCCCGGUCAGUGUUAUUGUUCCACAUACAAAUAUGCACAAGUAGACCUUUUGUGCACAUCCCCCUUAACAAAAGCACUGACUUGGAAGAUGGCUGCCAUACAAACCGCUAUACCGGCACUGUGCAUUAGUAUGCAUCCACCUGUCCUCUGGUGGUCAAUUUUAUAGUGCUUUAAGUUCUAAACUUGUUCCGCUAUUUGGGGAUUGGCCAAUGCUUAUAGAGUACCAAAGUGAAUACGUUAUACGUCACAGUUGUGUGUAAAAGACAUUAGGGCAAGAACUCCAUUCAUUUGCGGUACACUCCCUGAUUGAAAAUGCCGUCACACUUCAGUACUCUAUAGGCACUGACUUGGAAUCAUUUUUUGUAUACUUACUGAAAUUGUGUAUCAAACCACUGAUACAUCACUGUGACGCCUAACUGAAGUUUACAUGUUCAUGUAAAUCAUGAAUACCCUGCUGUUGUUAUGAAGAAUGAACUUGUGCAAAAUGGUUCAGAUGUGUGCAGCUUUUCAAAAAUGUUAUCAGUGCUUCCAAAUUGCUCUGUUUGAAAACUAGAAUUUUUUAUGUACACAUUCAUAGUUCAGCUCAGCAGUUGGGUAAAAUUAUGUUUACUUUGAAAUAAAAACGGGAAAGAAUGAAA